Molecule: messenger RNA, 321 nt
Organism: Eruca vesicaria subsp. sativa (arugula)
Lineage: Eukaryota; Viridiplantae; Streptophyta; Magnoliopsida; Brassicales; Brassicaceae
Source: the annotation of a GenBank genome assembly
AUGGAGAUCAAAUCGGUGGCGUGCGAGUGUUGUGGCUUAACGGAAGAUUGUACACAAAAGUACAUUAGUAAGGUCAAAGCUAAGUUCGCCGGAAAAUGGCUUUGUGGGCUUUGCUCCGAGGCGGUGAGUGAUGAAUUCAGCCGUGAUCAGAAGAUGACAACGGUGGAGGAAGCUGUUAACGCCCACGUGUUGUUUUGUAGUAAGUUUAAUGCCAACCCGGCUGAACUCGUUGCCGACGGCAUGAGACAGAUGCUACGUAGGAGGUCCGGUGAGUUGUUGCCGGCGAAGUCCAAGAAGUUUGGAAGAUCUAACACCGCGUAG